ACAUGAUCUUCCUCAGGCCCCGUAUUUCAUAAAUCAGAGCGGGGCUCAGGAAGCUGACACCGUGACUCCUGGUGGAUGGGACUGGCCAGUGAGAGUUAAGCCCUGACUGAUUGCGGGCGCUCGGACUCAGUAUGGAGAAUCUCCUCGGAGUCCUGGGAUUUCUGCUGCUGGCUUCAGGACUGCCGCUCCAGGAGGCCAAGCGAUUUCGUGACGUGCUGGGCCACGAGCAGUCUCCAGGUCACGUGAGGGAGCACAACCAAUUACGUGGCUGGUCUUCUGAUGAAACGGAGUGGAAUGAAAACCUGUACCCAGUGUGGAAGAGGGGAGAUGGCAGAUGGAAGAACUCCUGGGAAGGAGGCCGUGUGCAAGCAGUCCUGACCAGUGACUCACCAGCUCUGGUGGGAUCCAAUAUCACGUUUGUGGUGAACCUGGUGUUCCCCAGAUGCCAGAAGGAAGAUGCCGAUGGCAACAUCAUUUAUGAGAAGAACUGCAGAAAUGAUUUGGGGUUCACUUCUGACCGGUCUGUCUACAACUGGACAGCAGGAGCAGAGGGUGGUGACUGGGAAGGCGGCACCGGCCAGAGCCAGCACCUGGCGUUCCCCGACGGGAAGCCCUUCCCUCGCCCCCAUGGAUGGAAGAAGUGGAGCUUUGUCUACGUCUUUCACACACUUGGUCAGUAUUUCCAAAAACUGGGUCGGUGUUCAGCACGGGUUUCGGUUAACACAGUCAAUAUGACACUUGGCCAUCAGGUCAUGGAGGUGACUGUCUUUCGAAGACACGGCCGGGCAUACAUUCCCAUCGCUCAGGUGAAAGACGUGUAUGUGAUAACAGAUCAGAUCCCUAUAUUUGUGACCAUGUCCCAGAAGAACAACCGGAACUCGUCCGCCGGAACCUUCCUCAGAGACCUUCCCAUUGUGUUUGAUGUCCUCAUUCAUGAUCCCAGCCACUUCCUCAACGACUCUGCCAUUUCCUACAAGUGGAACUUUGGGGACAACACUGGCCUGUUUGUCUCCAACAAUCACAGUUUGAAUCACACGUAUGUGCUCAACGGAACCUUCAAUCUUAACCUCACUGUGCAAGCUGCAGUGUCCGGGCCAUGCCCUUCACCCUCACCUCCAACUUCACCAACUUCACCUCCAACUUCACCAACUUCACCACCAACUUCACCAACUUCACCACCAACUUCACCAACUUCACCAACUUCACCACCAACUUCAUCACCAACUUCACCAACUUCAUCACCAACUUCACCAACUUCACCAGCUUCAACACCAACUUCACCAGCUUCACCCACACUGCCAACACCCAGCCCCUCUUUAAUGCCUACGGGUUACAACUCCAUGGAGCUGAGUGACAUUUCCAGCGAAAACUGCCAGAUAAACAGAUACGGUUACUUCAGAGCCACCCUGACAAUUGUAGAGGGGAUCGUAGAAGUCAGCAUCAUCCAGAUAGCAGACGUCCCAAUGCCCAUGCCACAGCCUGACAACUCCCUGAAGGACUUCAUUGUGACCUGCAAAGGGGCCACUCCCACAGAAGUUUGUACCAUCAUCUCCGAUCCCACCUGCCAGGUGGCCCAGAACAGGGUCUGCAGCUCCGUAGCUCUGGACGAGCUGUGCCCGCUCUCCGUGAGAAGAGCCUUCAAUGGGUCUGGAACGUACUGUGUGAACUUCACUCUGGGUGAUGACACAAGCCUGGCCCUCACCAGCGCCCUGAUCUCUAUCCCUGACAAAGACCCAGUCUCCCCGCUGAGAAUGGCGAAUGGUGCCUUGAUCUCCAUUGGCUGCCUGGCCGUGUUUGUCACCAUGGUUACCAUCUUGCUAUACAAAAAACACGAGGCGUACAAACCUAUAGGAAACUGCCCUGGGAAGAUGGCCAAAGGCAGAAGCCUGAGUGUUUUCCUCAGCCAUGCAAAAGCCCCGUUCUUCCGAGGAAACCAGGAGAAGGAUCCACUGCUGCAGAGCAAGCCAGGAAUGCCCUAAGUCUUAAGCCUUAUUUCUGACCAGGAUCCUGCUCCAGUGUGUUUCAUGAGCUGCGCAGAAGCACGUGACUGGUAACUCUCAUUUCUAAAGGAUUAUUGUAAAAUAUAAAUCAGGCUUAGGAAGGCUAGUUAAAUGGCACUUGGAGAAGGGACGAAAUGACCUAGUGUUUUGUCCCAUUUAUGUUGUGGAUUUUUUUUUUUUGUUUUUUGAGACAGGCUUUCUCUGUAGCUUUGGAGCCUGUCCUGGAACUAGCUCUGUAGACCAGGCUGGCCUCGAACUCACAGAGAUCCACCUGCUUCUGCCUCCCGAGUGCUGGGAUUAAAGGCAUGUGCCACCACCGCCUGGCUUGUGUUGUGGCUUUUACACUGUUAGCCGGAUGGACUUUCUGUGUCUGAGGACGGAGGGAGAAGUCACUGCUCCAAAAGGUCCUAGGUUAACUGUGAGAGGAGAUCACAUGCUGCUAGCUUUCCACAUAACCAUGUGCACAAACCAGUUAGUCCUGACCUGAAGACCAGGUCCAUCUAACUGUAUUUCAGCUCACUGAACAUGCCUGAGCUCCUGGCAGAAUGACAAUACAAGCUUUUUGUAUGGUGUAUGUGUGUACAUAUUAUGCUCAUUAAAAAGAUAGCCUAAUAAGCUGGUGUGAUUAUUCUAUCAGGGGGGAAACUUUUCCUGUCUAGUUGACAUGAACAUUUAUUUAGUGCUUUCUGAAUACCAACCAUGAUGUGGGACUUGAUCUUGUCCCCAGAGCUGAUGCUCUUUUGUACACAUCUGGUUCUUGGUGUGUGCUGGUGUGUGCAUGUAGAGUCAUGUGCUAUGGUUUUCUAAGGGAGGCCACUUCUUUUCCUACCAGUUUCUGUGUGAAAACUCAUACAGGAAAUAAUCAAGGCGCUCACUUCUGUUUGUAGCUCACAUCCUGUGCCAUGACAUUCUCUUUUCUACUUCCUGGAAAAAUAAAAUGUAGGAUGCGAUGA
Molecule: messenger RNA, 2953 nt
Organism: Myodes glareolus (Bank vole)
Lineage: Eukaryota; Metazoa; Chordata; Mammalia; Rodentia; Cricetidae
Gene: Gpnmb
Product: glycoprotein nmb
Biological process (GO): cell adhesion
Cellular component (GO): plasma membrane
Molecular function (GO): integrin binding
Source: RefSeq, a predicted model, not a curated record